Thalassophryne amazonica is the source of this 2932-nucleotide messenger RNA. RefSeq names its product epiphycan (gene epyc). The coding region runs from base 158 to 2023 and encodes 621 amino acids. NCBI's taxonomy places the organism in Eukaryota, Metazoa, Chordata, Actinopteri, Batrachoidiformes, Batrachoididae. Gene Ontology annotation, molecular function: protein binding. The record is from RefSeq and is a predicted model, not a curated record. The transcript has 10 exons.
GCACUGUAAGUGACCAAAAGCAACCUGCUCUAGUCCAAUCGGUCUCAGUGCCGACCUUCACACAGGAGCGUCAGGGCACUCAAGUCUGCCAGAGCACACGGACUUACACAUACGCACGCACACACACACACACCCUCCCUUCUGCAAGGCACCCUGCAUGACCUCUCACCAUUGGCCAAGUCCCGGAACCCUCAGCAUCUCCACCACUGCUGAAGGGACCAUUCGGGAAAGCAGGAGACACAGGUGGAAUAUGAGGAUGUUUGUGCAGCUCCUGUUGGGACUCUACGUCCUCGAGGCGGUGGUGUGCAACCCCAGAUUUUCCCGACAAACGGAAUUGGACACAUACGACAGCCCCAAUUACGAUGAGGAUCUAGACAAUUUCAAUUUGGAGAACCAGGAUAUCUAUGACUAUGAACAUGGGCUGACAAUUGACCACCCUCAGAUAGAGAUUGGAACACUGGCUCCGGCGGACUAUCACUACCCCGUACCAAAGGCCUCGCUGGAGGAAGAAGCAGGGGAGGAGGACGAGGAGGAGUUGCCCCUAAAACCGCAGCUCAUCCCUCAGGGUUCAGGGGGAUCUGGGCUGCUCAUGGGUCCAGAUACACAGAAAGAGGAGGAGCUUCGUCUGACGCCCACUGACAUUCUUCAUGUCUCCGGGGAUUUUGGAGGCUCAGUGUGGUCUGGAGCCUCAGGAGCUUCUGGGGCUUCUGAAUCUGGAGCCUCAGGAAAGCUAAUGGUCACCAGUGCUUCUGGAGGUUCAGGGGACCUCCUCAGCUCUGGGGAUCUCUUGGGAUCUGGGGAUGUUGUGGGAUCUGCAGGUUCUGGAGCUUCUGGGGAUCUUUUCUCUGGAGGCUCUGGGAUUCCUGUUGAGCACCCCACGAGCUCCGGGGAUCCAUCUGAUUCUGGAUUCUCUGGAGAUCUCCUUAUCUCAGGAAGCUCUGGGGACUCCGGUGACUCAGAGAUCUCAGGGAUAACAUUGUUACCUGAAGAGGAGGAGCUGACCCUCAUUCCUGAGUCUAUCCCACAUGAGGUAUCAGGUGCUUCUGGGGAGUACAGUGGAACUUCAGGAAUCUCAGGGGAUCUUGGAGCCUCUGGGGACUUGGGGAUCUCUGGAGACUUGGGGAUCUCUGGGGACUUGGGCAUCUCUGGAGACUUGGAAGUCUCUAAAGAGGUGGAGGUCUCUGGAGAGAUUGAGACCUCAGUCUCUGGAGACAUCAAGCUCCCUGGUGUUACUCUGCUCCCUGACGCUGAUGAAGAGGAGGAGCUGCUUCCGACUAUACAAGCUCCUGAAGAGGGUGCUGGUGGUACAGAAGGGUCAGUGAGCUCUGAAGUGCCAGAGCCUGAAGAACCCGAUGAGCCUGACAAGCCUGAUGAACCUGAGGUUGACAGGCGAGGUAUGCCCACUUGUUUGUUGUGCACCUGCCUGGUUGGUUCGGUUUACUGCGAUGACUUGAAGUUGGAUAGUGUUCCACCUCUUCCCAAAGACACCACUCACUUCUACGCCCGGUACAACAAAAUCACAAAGAUCAACAAGUCCGACUUCGCCUCCUUGAACAAGCUGAAGAGGAUUGACUUGACAGCCAACCAGAUAGCAUACAUUGACGAAAAAUCAUUUUUGGCCCUGCCUGAGCUGGAGGAGCUCGUGAUCCGUGAAAAUCACAUCUCACAGCUGCCUGCUCUCCCCGAGACUAUGACCCUGAUUGAUGCCAGCCACAACAACAUUGGUUCCAGGGGAAUUCACAAAGAGGCAUUCAAAGAUAUGAGUGGAUUACUGUACCUAUACCUAACAGACAACAACAUUGACUACAUACCUAUUCCUCUGCCGGACAGUCUGCGAUCUCUACACCUACAGCGCAACAAUAUUCACAUGAUGCACGAGGACACGUUCUGCAACCUGAAAGAUUUCAACUACAUCAGGAACGCGCUGGAGGACAUCCGUUUGGACGGCAACCCCAUCAACCUCAGCAGGACCCCACAGGCUUACAUCUGCCUCCCCCGUAUACCCAUCGGAGAUCUUGUUUAGCCACACAGACGCAAAACUACACCCUUACACACCAACUCCCACAAAUCCAACCACACGCACACAUCUUUGUACAUAACUGUCACAGGCAGACCUCCCAUACAGGCCAUUUGUUCACACCUCAAACGUUCAGUUACAACAGCGUAUUUGCUAUAACCUUCAACGAACAUGCUGCUGAUGUACACGACAACUACUACGCCUCUGUGUGGACAAUCGUGUUUCACAUGCUGAAAUGAUCAGUCAGAUUCUGGACUUCAAGCACAUAUGCACUCUGUACUUUCCUGCUUUUAUGCUAACAAAACUGCACCAGUAAACAAAAACACACACACGAGAACUUUGUCACAACACAAACUGUUCCGUAACUUAGGGUGGCAUUCAGAAAGAAGAAAAAAAACCUGUUUCCUAGGCAAACCAAAUCAAAUGGCAUGUAGGCGUCUGUUCACCGGCUACAACCCAUAACAUUGUUUAAAUAAUAAGAAAUAAAAAAAGAUUAAUUUUAAUGAACAAGUCUGAGACUCUUGGAAAUGUGUAGUAGCAUAAACGUAUUGAAGCUGGAGCUUAAUGAAAGGUCAACGGAGCAUCUAAUGCAAUUAAAGACGCAUUUAAACACAAUCACUUCUUGUAAAGUCUGUGCUGUAAUAUAUAAAAAAAAUAUAUAUGUUCUGAAAAAAAUGUUGUUUUGUUUUUUACAUGAACUGCAAUAACUGAUACAGUACAAUUGAAAAAGUAAUGUUUUAUCCAUGCACAAUAGCUUAAACCAAAGAUACUGAUGUCGAGACUAUAAACUAUAUUUGUGACUUCGAGGUCGGGGUUAUUGAUUAUGGAUUGGGUUCAUAAUAAUGCUAAUAGCUUGCUGUUGUGUGCUCUGUAUGGAAUAACCACAAGUGAAUAAAGUUGUUUUGAAGACCUCUC